CUAAGAACAGGAUAAUUAGUAUUUGUUGUAUGCAUUACCCUGUGUGUCCUGGGUUCACGUGAAAUUCCUGAUAAAAUAAACCGUGCUGAAGCCAAACAUCUUGCAGUCACCUCAGGAUCAGACAAAACAGAAAGAACAACAAAGCGGUCCAGGAUAUCAACCAUAAGGCGGAUAUUUGACAUGGCAAAACACCGAACAAAGAGGUCAUCCUUUUUCUCAACUGGUGUGAAAGUUUGCCCACAAGAAUCAGUGAAGCAGAUUUUAGCCAGUCACCAAGCUUACUAUAGAUUAAGAGUCUGCCAGGAAGCUGUGUGGGAAGCCUUUCGUAUUUUUCUGGAUCGGAUUCCUGAUACUUCUGAAUAUCAGAACUGGGUUACUGCCUGCCAGAGAGAAACCUUUUGCAUAUUCGACAUUGGGAAAAACUUCAGCAAUUCCCAAGAGCACCUGGAAAUAAUUCAACGGCGAGUAAAACAUAGAACCUUCCAGGAAAGGAAAGAUGAAAUAUCAGCAGAGAAAACAGGAGGCAAAAAGGUGGAAGACAUUCCCUCUGUUUCUACAGGCUCUCCUGGCAUACCCCUCUCUCCGUAUGCACCUAAUGGCACAUUGCUCAAUGAAAUUUUCAAUGACACAAAGACUCCUGUGAAGGAGCUGGGAACAAAUGCAGUCCCUGAAUUGCCUGUGGAGCAAAUGGUGGAAUUCAGUGUGACUCUCACUGAUCAGGAGUACACAGCUGAACUUAGUGACCCCAACUCCCCAGAGUACCAACAACUAGCUGCCAAAUUUCAGCUACAGAUGAAAAAAAUAUUUGAGAAACUUCCAGGAUUCAAAGAAAUCCGUGUGUUAGGAUUCAAACAGAAGAAGGAGAAAGAUGGAUCCAGCAGCACAGUAGCACGAUACGUGGUGAACUUUGAGAGAGAUGGCUCAGAAACCAAAGGCACAGCAGAUGACAUCUCAACUAUUGGAUCUAAUAAGGUCGAAAGCGAAAAAAUACCAAUUUCUCCAGUUGAAGAGAGAGAAAUAUCAGCAACCAAACUGACAGUGACAGACCUUCAGCAGCUGGUUGCCACUGCACUGCAUGAAGACCAGUCCCUGCCAGUGGAUCUUGGAACACUUCGGUUUACUGAUGAAGCUAUUAUACCACCUAGUGAUUUAGACAAUGAUAUCCAAGGCGUGGUCACUAUUCCUCUGGCAGGCCCUGAUUUGGAGGAACCCCCACUAGGUUAUCCCAGUCCAGCAACAGUGGGCCAAAGAGGAGAUGUAUUUGCUGAAUUUACAACUGAAAGCCCUGCUCUAAGUGAAGAAAUCAGCAUCCCUGAAGAAUUUAAUAAUUUCAUUACAUCUGAACCUGAUUUUCCUACCAAACCCUCCAGAGAACCAUAUCAGGACAGAUAUCCAUACACCCAAGUUAUUGCUACCGACCACCCAAUUUUCACAGUGCCUUUCAGUGCUCUGGGUAGCACCAGCAGUCCUCCAGAAUCAGAGGAUUCCUACUCACCUCCCCCAGCAGAUGACUCGGCUGGCAAGGAUGCCCCCGCGGCUGGCGAUGGGUCUCCGGUGGAGCUGGCCACCGCGGGCAGCCCCACCACUCCCGAUCUCCUGCCCGCCGGAGACGGGGAGAGGGAAGCUGAAGAGAAGCAAGAACUGACUGACAUAGCAGAACCUCCUUUCGAGGAAGUGGACCAAGACAGCCUGUCUGGACAAGCAGUUAAGAUCAUGGAAGAACCAGAAUCAUCAGGUGAUGACAUUUUUGUUACAUCCAGCACUUAUGAAGGGUUGCCUUUCUUCACUGGUCCAAGUGAUGUCUCUACCGUGCAGCCUGGAGCUGUCAUUACAGAUGUGCUGCCAUCAGUAGCACCGCUGCCCGCAGCCACCAGCAUGUCCUACAGCCCCUCUGAGAUCAUCGAGCAGUCCCUUGAGUUACCAGGCUCCUCAGCCCCAGCCCCUGAGGGCGUUCCUGCGGAUGGCACCGGGAUGGGCGUGCAGGACAUCGCUGCCGAGCUGGAUCAGAUGGGCGCGGCGAGCACGGCCGCGCUGGACGAGGGCGAGCAGGGCAGCGGCUACAUCCCCGUGCUGACCACGGAGCCUGCAGAAACCACCCCAGCACCGGUGCUCAAGUAUGUGACUACCAGCUCCAUGACCACUGCAGCCAAAGGCAAAGAGCUGGUGGUUUUCUUCAGCCUGAGGGUAACCAACAUGCACUUCUCCGAUGACCUCUUCAACAGGAGCUCGACAGAAUACAAAGCGCUGGAACAACAGUUCAUGCAAUUGUUACUUCCAUACCUUCAGUCCAACCUUACAGGUUUUAAGCACUUGGAAAUUCUCAACUUCAGGAACGGAAGUGUGAUUGUGAACAGCAAAAUGAAAUUUGCCAAGACAGUGCCAUACAAUAUCACAGAAGCAGUACACUGUGUUUUGGAAGAUUUCUGUGAUGCUGCAGCCCAGCACCUCAAUUUGGAGAUUGACAGCUAUUCUCUGGAUAUUGAGCCAGCUGACCAGGCAGACCCCUGCAAAUUCAUGGCUUGUGACAAGUUUUCCGAGUGCGUACUGAACGAGUGGACAAAAGAGGCCGACUGCCUUUGCAAGCCUGGCUACGCCAGCCAGGAUGGGCUGCCCUGCCGGAGCCUGUGCGAGCUGCAGCCCCAUCUCUGUGUCAACGGCGGCAAAUGUGAGCUGGUGCCAGGAAGAGGAGCUGUCUGCAGAUGCCCUGUACGUAGACACCAGCUUUACCAAGGACAGCGCUGUGCAAAAUUUGGUCCAGAACCCACACAACCCUUCACUUUUAAACUUCUCAUUCUUGGCUUAGGAAGCCUUGGUUUUCUUUUCAUCAUUUUAAUUAUUAAGAUAAGAAGAAAAUGCAAAAGAAACUCUAAUUUGCAAAGUCCUACUCUCAGCAGCUGCAAUUCAGAAAAUGCUGUAAGGAUUAAUCCUGCUUUCGAACACGAUGAAUCCCUAUCUAGCUUUUGUCACACGGCUUGCAGUGUAAGUGCUUGUCUCAGUUCCUCAGAGAUCCUUGAUCACCAAGCAUUACAUGAACUUGAAAACACAAUUCAACCUGGAGGUCACCAGAUGAGUUUACAAAACCAAGACUGA
Onychostruthus taczanowskii (white-rumped snowfinch) is the source of this 3090-nucleotide messenger RNA. It is a transcript of the gene IMPG1, whose product is annotated as interphotoreceptor matrix proteoglycan 1. The transcript is spliced from 19 exons. The annotation marks the transcript as partial. Gene Ontology annotation, biological process: visual perception. The record is from RefSeq and is a predicted model, not a curated record. Lineage: Eukaryota; Metazoa; Chordata; Aves; Passeriformes; Passeridae.